AUGACGCCGCAAAAGACUUCGGACGUAGUGGAGGAGUCUCGUUGCCUUCCCCAUCUCCCAAACGAGAUCAUAGUUAUGAUAUUCGACAGAAUGAUCGCAGGCGCCGCCGCCGAUUGCCAGCCCAUCACGUGGGAAAUUUGUCACAGUCAAGACCCUCAAAGACUACAACUUCCGGGACGCGUAUUACAAGACGACGUAAUAGCCCACUCACAACGACAUUUCCCACACCUUCAAGACACGAAGCUAGUUUCCUCGAGGGAGCGCUUCAACAAUAUGCGACUGCCAUUACAAGUCUGCUCUUGGACCAGGGCCAUGGCCCUGAAGACUUUCCAUCCCCUUCGCUAUCGCAGCCAACCCCACAUGCUACCGCGUGUCUUACUCUUUGGAGAGCGCAUGUUUGGCUUUUCGAAGGAGGAUUGUGUUUGGACAUGCCCAGCGCUUGACGUCUUCUGGAUCAUUAAUGACGACGUCGAGAUCGGCUUUACGCAGCCGUGGCCGUGUGCCCAACAAUCGAGCGACCAUCACGCCUCCUCAAGUUCUCAGCCUAGUGCGACGGCCGACGGAAUCCUCCGGGUUAUCCAAAAUGUCAGAUUCGAUUGGCUCAGUUCGAAUAUCCCAUCCCCAGGGGGCCUGUCCGGCGCGCUCGAAUGGUCCCUCUCCCUACCGAGUAUCGAGCGAGUCUAUGUGGACAAGCACCUGACGCAUCCUAGCUACGGCGCGGCCGGGUACUUGAAGACGGGACACUACCGGCUAGGGUCUCGCAAGCGUGGACCUGAGUAUCUUCACCUCGUCGGGUUACCGGACUGGAUUACCCGUUAUCUGCAACGCCCGACGACAGACAAGGCCCAGUGGAAGGCGCUGCGGAGCAGGAAAAUUCCGGUUGUGGUUCGCGAUCCAAGCUUUAGUGAUGGGAGUGACGAGACUGUCCCGUUAGAGCUAUUCCUUGAUGAGAAGGAUGAGAUCUGCUUUCGGCUCUUCUGUCGGUAG
Messenger RNA from Colletotrichum lupini, 987 nucleotides. RefSeq lists its product as uncharacterized. The transcript has a single exon. The coding region runs from base 1 to 987 and encodes 328 amino acids. Lineage: Eukaryota; Fungi; Ascomycota; Sordariomycetes; Glomerellales; Glomerellaceae. The record is from RefSeq and is a predicted model, not a curated record.